CCCCCUCUCCCCUCUCCUCUCCUCUGAGUCUCCCACCCGCUCUCCCCUCUCCUCUCCUGAGUCUCCCACCCCCUCUCCCCUCUCCUCCCCUCUCCUCUCCUCUCCCCUCCUGCCUCUGUCUCUGUCUUGCUCCAUGCGAUCGUCCCCUCUGGGGUUUCCCCAGCCCCUCCUCACUGCAGCCGGAAGGAAGGACUGACUGUGCUGGGAAAGGCCACGGGGUCUCCACUUCUCCCUUUUGUGGCCUCUUCCCCCUGCCUCCACCUCAGAGCCUUCCGCACCCUUGGCCAGGGUGGCCAGCAACGGGACUAGCGGAUCUGCUGCCCCUGCUUGACUCCCCUCGGCCCCACGAACCUGCCAGUGAGUCCAACCCAGAGAAAGGGAAGGGGGGAGCUUGGCAGGUCUGCGUGCCCCGCCUUCCCAAGGGGCCCCUUGCCCAGCGUCUGGAAGUGGAGCCCACAGGAGUCAUGGCCCCAAGACUUCUCCUGGCCCUGGCCCUCUGGGCUGGCUGCUCCCCCUGCAGUGGGAGAGAAGCCCCCACCCAGUCCAGGGUGUGGUGCUGGGCCUUUAGGUACCCGAUGGCCGUAGAUUGCUUCUGGACCCUGCCACCGGCUGCAAACUCCACCAGGCCCACAGCCUUCAUCGCCACAUACAGGCUGGGAGUGGCCGCCCACGGGGAGAGCCAGCCCUGCCUCCAGCCCACCCCAGAGGCCACCAGCUGCACCAUCCCGGACGUCCAGAUGUUCUCCAUGGUGCCCUACAUGCUGAACCUCACCGCUGUCCACCCCGGGGGCAGCAGCAGCAGCUUCCUGACCUUUGUCCCAGAGCACAUCAUCAAACCAGACCCUCCAGAAGGCGUGCACCUGAGACCCCUCCAUGGGCAGGGGCUGAGGGUGCAGUGGGAACCUCCCAGGACCUGGCCCUUCCCGGAGAUCUUCUCACUCAAGUACUGGAUCCGCUACAAGCGUCAAGGAGCCGCCCGCUUUCGCCAGGUGGGGCCCAUCGAAGCCACGUCCUUCACCCUCAGGGCUGUGAGGCCCCACGCCCGGUACUGCGUCCAGGUGGCCGCCCGGGACCUCACUGACUACGGGCAGCCAAGCCACUGGAGUCUCCCUGCCACGGCCUCGGGGCCGCUGGGCCAGUAGCA
This is a messenger RNA of Myotis daubentonii (Daubenton's bat), 1144 nucleotides long. RefSeq names its product Epstein-Barr virus induced 3 (gene EBI3). Gene Ontology annotation, molecular function: protein binding; cytokine receptor activity. Gene Ontology annotation, cellular component: membrane. The record is from RefSeq and is a predicted model, not a curated record. NCBI's taxonomy places the organism in Eukaryota, Metazoa, Chordata, Mammalia, Chiroptera, Vespertilionidae.